GCAGAGGAACGUGAAUCAAUAAAUGUGGAGUUACUUAAGAUUUGGAAGCUAAUCAAUCGCGCAAACUGGACAUUUAGAACUUUAAUCACCCUCUGAUUGUGAUUGUUUACGUCUAGAUAUAAUCUUGGUAGUAAGUCCCGCGACGGCCUCGUCAAAUUUCGUGUACAGAAAAUGGUGGACGCUGCACGCCAAAUGCUCGAUGAGCUAAUGGGGCGCAAUCGAAAUUUGCAUCCUUCGGAAGCGGGCCUUAAAGUUAACUGGGAAGACCCAGAGUUUUGUCAAUUUUACAACGUAAAAUUCUGCCCACACGAUCUCUUUAUAAACACUCGAGCUGACUUGGGGCCGUGUCCGCGAAUCCAUGACGACGAGGCUAAGCACUUAUAUGAGGACGCACGGCCCUCGACGCGCAAGCGUCAGAACGAAGAUGAUUUCCUACGCUUUUGCAACGUAAUGCUGCAUGAUGUGGAUCGCAAAAUACAGAAAGGCAAGCAACGCCUUCAGCUCAUGCAAAAGGAUCACCCGUCAUCCCAUCCGGUGGCAUCGAAAUAUCAGGAGCAGCUAACUAAUUUGAAUGCCCGCAUCAACAAAUUGCUUGUAGAGGCGGAGGAGGCGGGGAUUCGCGGUGACGUGGAUCAGGCGCAAGGAUUAAUGACCUUGUGCGAGGAGCUGAAAGAGGAGAAAGAAUCUCUGCAGCAACAAUACGAGGCAAAUCUCAAAAGCAACAAGCGUGCUGCCUCGCCAUCACAGCAAGUCAUAAAUCCCAAUGAUAGUCCUGCAAUGCCUGCAAUUGUACACGGCAAUGAGGCAUCCACCAGCCCCGGCGCAAACUCAAACGAUGUACCCGGCAACGAUAGCACAGAAUCCAAUGAGGCUGCUGAUGCAACAACAACAACGGCAACAGCGUCGCUAGAAGAUAAAUCAGAUACAAAAUCCCCAGCCAAUUGGUCACACGACACCUUGCCCGAGAAACAGAUGAAGGUAUGUGAGAUCUGUGGCGCAUUUCUGAUCGUCGGCGAUGCUCAGCAGCGCAUCGAGGAUCAUUUAAUGGGCAAGCAACAUUUGGGAUAUUCCAAGUUGCGUCAUGCCGUGGCCGAAAUAAACGAUAAGCGGCAGAAGGAGCGAGAAGAAGACGAACGGCGUCGUCGCGAAGAGCGCCAACAUCGUGGCAACACAUACGAGAAUAGACGCGAUCAGCGUGAUUACAGAGAGCGCAGUCGAGACUACACAUCCAGUCGGCAGUCGUCAGAGCGAAGACAUCAUCAUCACAAGUCACAUCAUGGCCAUUCAUAUUCGCGCAGCAGCAGCAGCAACAACAAUCGCAGUCGCCACCAUUACCGACAUGAUAGUCGCGAGCGGCAAAGCCGCAGUCGCAGCCGCUACUAAAUGCGCCCAAACGGCCAUCACACUGUACAGAUAAUAAAACCAAAAAACAUAAAAAACAACAGAAACAAAAAUUUGAAAAAGCAAGCAAACAAUAAGAACAAUUACAACAAACUAUGUAAACCUUGGGAAUGCAAAACAGAAAUACAAAAAACUGCGUACAUUUUAAGGACGUAAAUAUUAAAUCAAUCAGCAAGCAUCAUCCUCACAUCCACAACUUCGAAUGCCAACACAUCUGUCGAUCACAUCGUCAAUCAAGGCGGCUUUCAACACCCAAAAAAAGCAAUGAAAUAAGAGAAAAGGCACCCAAGCUGCCUGUAAAGGAUUGAGGUACUCCAAAUAAUUAACACAUUUCAAUAAUAUAACAGACAGUCUAAAAAGUACACAUGUAUAUUCACGGUGAACUUUCCAUAUGCCAAUAGUGAGUCAGCCAAACAAACAAACAAACGAUUAAAUGAUUUAAAUGAAAGAGAGGGAGUACUUUGAAAAACGUGUCGUGGGUUGCUUCGGGAUCAAUCAUUCCAGGUAUUUACCAUGCAGUUUUAAUUAGUCUAAAACGAAACAUUAUAACCUGACACACACGCACACACACAAAAUCACAGACACAUACAAUAUUGAUAUGCAUGGGAAUGCUGCCGAUGCUCUCUCUUGGGCUACAAUCAUGAAAGUCGCUCCUUCGACAGAGGCUUUCUAAUUGUUAUCUCCCCACCACCACUCCUCACGCUUAACUUCACUUUCCAAGAGCGAAAAGUGUUGUAUUGCCAAUGCGCCCAGAGCAAGGCUGCGACGCGGACCAAAGUUUUAAACAUACACACACAUAAAGUAAUGAUGUGUAUGUGAAGCGACCUCGAUUGAACAGAAGAACCAGGUAACUUCUAUGCACAGUAAUUUCUCUUCAUGACAGACAAAGAUGGCGCGCCCGUUGAUGUCUACACUGUGGUUCAGGAUUAAAAAACCGAACCACAACUCCUCCAAUACAUACAUACAACGAUUUGUAUGUGAAAACGUACUUAGCACGAAAUACGAGGUGAAUUACUAUCGAUAUUAUUCACAUAUGUCUCCUUCGUUUUCUCUAUCCAUCACCCACUCUCUCUCUGAAUAUAUCCAUCUUAAUACCUUCUUCGUUCAAAGUUUGAAUAAAAUCAUUAUUGUCACAUUUUGUUUCGACUGCCUUUUCUUGAAUGUAUCCUUCACAAACACCACACGCAAGCAAUUUGUAUUCCUCAAAACCACCGAAAUACCCCGACAUAUAUUUUAGAAGCGUGCACCCAAAAUUGGCAAUGGGGAGACACAUGCGUUAUAAUGUGUUCUUCUAAAAUCAUGCUCUUACCUUUUCGGGGACCAGCUCAACAUACAGGCCUGUUCCGUUUCCGCGUUCGUUCAAAAUUAGCGGAUAUGAUUUCAAAAGCAAUUUAGCAAUUCGGAUUAAAGAGCUCUAGUCUACGCACUCCACUUCUUAAGCCGAAUAACUUCAACUUUGUACGAGAUUUGAAAAAUGUAUCAAUUACGAUGCCGCGCGAUUCGAAUUCCGUAUGCGGAAAUGGUAGCCGGUCUGAGGUUCUUUUUUUUUUUUGAAGUUUAUAAAAAUUCCCCUACAUGCAACUAGAGGUUUGUCUUUCGAAAGGUUUGUGAAGGAUAUCAUCGUACUGUGGCCAUGCCGUAUGUUUCUCGAUUCCCUAUUGUUUGCAUACAUAAUAAUAAUAAUAAUAAUAUUACAACUUGGUUUAGUGCAGUAAUUUAAACAAAAAGAAGAAACCCAGCAAAUAAUGUAGUCAUGUAAAAUUGUUUUUAAAUUAUAAAAAUAUGAAUUAUAAGUAUCUGCUGAGACUCGCAAAACAUUUUUAAUAAAAAUAAUACAAAAAAAUAUAUAAAAAAAUUGAAUAAAAAGUA
Molecule: messenger RNA, 3270 nt
Organism: Scaptodrosophila lebanonensis
Lineage: Eukaryota; Metazoa; Arthropoda; Insecta; Diptera; Drosophilidae
Product: luc7-like protein 3
Exons: 6
Coding region: 172-1383 (403 amino acids)
Biological process (GO): mRNA splice site recognition
Cellular component (GO): U1 snRNP; U2-type prespliceosome
Molecular function (GO): mRNA binding
Source: RefSeq, a predicted model, not a curated record